This is a messenger RNA of Olea europaea var. sylvestris, 1885 nucleotides long. RefSeq names its product pectin acetylesterase 9. NCBI's taxonomy places the organism in Eukaryota, Viridiplantae, Streptophyta, Magnoliopsida, Lamiales, Oleaceae. The coding region runs from base 554 to 1639 and encodes 361 amino acids. Gene Ontology annotation, molecular function: hydrolase activity. The transcript has 13 exons. The record is from RefSeq and is a predicted model, not a curated record.
CCAAAUACCGUAAUUAACACUUUUCGUCCAAGUUUCCCUCUCUCUUCAGUCUCCCUUCUUCUCCCGUCUCCAUCUCUUGUUAAUUCUUUUUUCUGAAAUUCAAUUCAAUUCAUUCCAAUAAUACAUUGAAUUUUGCAGUCACGAUUCAGAAUUUCAUUACGUUUACAUGAAAACUCGUUAUUAGGUUCUCUAAUCUCUCUUAAAAUACACCUAAUUAAAGAAUUUCCAGAGAUAUAUUCAGUUUUUUCAUUCACAUUUCGGUGAAAGUUCAUUAUCAAUUACUGUAAUAUUUUAAAGAGACACCGAAAUAAAACAAUUUUCUGAUAUAGGCUCUGUUUCAGUGCAUAUACAUUAUUUUUUUCUCAAGUGAUAACUCAUUGUGAAUUAUAGAUCUCGAUUUGCGUUGUUUCAUAUACAUUCAAUAGCAGAGCCAUUUCGUAAAUGAACAUGGAUUCAAAUACAGUUGUAUUAAGCUUGCUGGUGUUUCUAACAUGCGCUCCACGGUGCAUUUACUCGGAGGAGCGCCAUUUGGUGAAGAUGAAUCUGGUUCGAAAUGCUUUAUCUCUCGGCGCCUGUAUAUUGUUUGGACGGAAGUUUGCCGGCAUACCAUCUGGACAGAGGAUUCGGCGCGGGGGCACGCAACUGGCUUUUACAGUUUGAGGGUGGAGGUUGGUGCAACGAUAUUAAAUCAUGCUUGGAUAGAGCCCAAACUCACCGAGGAUCUACCCAUUACAUGAGUAAGGUGGAAGUCUUUUCUGGCAUUUUAAGCAAUAAUGCCUCUUUAAAUCCUGAUUUUUACAAUUGGAAUCGAGUGAAGCUCAGAUAUUGUGAUGGUGCCUCAUUUGCAGGUGAUGCUAAGUUUGAUAAUGGGACGUCAUUGCUUUAUUUCAGAGGGCAAAGAAUUUGGCAAGCAAUUAUUCUUGAUCUUCUCCCUAAAGGUUUGGGCCAAGCAAAGAAGGCUUUGCUUUCGGGUUGCUCUGCUGGGGGCUUAGCUACAUUUUUGCACUGUGAUAACUUCACAAAUUAUUUGCCAAAGAAUGCAAGUGUUAAAUGUCUAAGUGAUGCCGGAUUCUUUUUGGAUGCAAGAGACAUAGGUCUAAAUCACACAAUGAGAUAUUUCUACAAGGAUCUUGUUGCUCUGCAGGGGGUGGAACAGAACCUUGACAAAAAUUGCACAACUUCUAAUCCAUAUCCUGCACAAUGCUUCUUCCCACAGUAUGCAUUGCCAUACAUUAGAACGCCGUUUUUCAUAUUGAACUCUGCCUAUGAUGUUUUCCAAUUUCAUCAUGCAUUGGUGCCUCCUGCUGCUGAUCCUCAUGGACACUGGUAUCACUGCAAGCUUAAUCCAGCAGCUUGUAAUGCAAUCCAGAUAUAUACUUUGCAAGGAUUCAGGAAAUAUAUGCUUGAAACGUUGAGAUUUUUCUUGAACAGCUCAAGAAGAGGAGGAAUGUUCAUAAAUUCUUGUUUUGCUCAUUGCCAAAGUGAGUUGCAAGACACGUGGUUUGCACCCGACUCUCCAAGAGUAAACAAUAAGACCAUUGCACAAGCUGUUGGCGAUUGGUACUUCGGGAGAAACAUAAGCAAAGAGAUUGACUGUGCAUAUCCUUGUGAUAAUACUUGUCAUAACCUAAUUGGUUGACGCAUUUAUUCAGGUCACUAGAUUAUUUUUGGAGUUACGGCAGUACGAUAAGUAGGUUUCUACCAGAUUUUCCAUUCUCUUCAAGAAUACCAAAUAUACCAGAAAUCAUACUCUUCUGCACACACUUAUACAUAAUACUGCAAUUACAAUGUAUACAUAAAGACCAAUUUGGCAACACAUUUCCUUAGUUUGUACUUAACCUUAUGUAUUUGAAAUUUUAUAACCAAUUCAUUAAUAUUUCUCUUA